Anopheles arabiensis is the source of this 2107-nucleotide messenger RNA. Its product is annotated as putative gustatory receptor 28b. Gene Ontology annotation, biological process: sensory perception of taste. Gene Ontology annotation, cellular component: neuronal cell body; dendrite; axon. Lineage: Eukaryota; Metazoa; Arthropoda; Insecta; Diptera; Culicidae. The record is from RefSeq and is a predicted model, not a curated record. The transcript is spliced from 5 exons. Bases 1 to 1209 code for a protein of 402 amino acids.
AUGUCGCACGAUGUCGCCAUUACGAAAGCGGUGCUGGUGCUUAUCAAGUGCUUUGGGCAGUUGUAUGGGAUUUUACCACUCUCGUCCAACGCGUUUACGUUCGAACGAUCCCGCCCGGUGCUCUGGUACAGUCGAACGAUCGCGCUGCUGCUGAUGGUGAUCUAUCCUUGCGCCUAUAUCGUACUGCUCACGGAUCACGAAUUUCCGAUCCUUGCGCUCAGCUACUAUAUCAUUAUGCUUCAGUUCACGCUCAACUACAUUAUCGUGGGUGUGCUGUAUCUGCACGUCCUGUUCGAUCCUACGUCACUGUUGCACGUGCUCAAUGAGCUGAUCGAACGGACGCGUGCUCUGCUCCGGCACAUCGACCCACCGGCCGGAGAGUCCCCGGUGGGGCGUCGGCUUUUUUUCAAAACCGUCGCAAUUGAUUUGCUGCAAUCCUUCACGUGGUAUGGAACAUUUCUCUGGCUGCAGCGCAAGUUCGGUGCCACCUACAUACUCGCCUUUUGGUUAAAUUCGAUCGCCGUGAUGCAGAUUGUAGCCGCGCUUAACAUACUCCUAGCGACCCUCCUCUGGGGAGCGUUUCUCUAUCGGCUGAUCAACGAACGGGUACGAACCGUCAUCGGCAGUCUGCUGCAGCUGGAUGACACCGACCGACAGGUCCGAGACAGUGCCACCGGCCGCGAAAGGCGAUUCAUUUGCAAUCACAUCUACUUGCAACUCACCAUUCUGCGCACUCAUCACAGUGCGCUUACCAAGUGUAUUCAAAACAUUGUCGAGUUCUACAACACGCCACUAGCACUAAUAAUGCUGUAUCAAUUUUUGAUUAUUAUUUCUGAGAUAUUCUACGCGUAUACGUCGAUCGUGCAGGACAUCAAAAAUGACGUCGAUGUGCCUCUGGGAACGUACAUGAGCUCUAUACUGUUUGCCGUGUUUGAAGCUAUCCAAUUUUACUACAUCGUAUCAGCCAGUUCUGAAAUUACCGAAGAGGCAGAAAAAACCGGCGUGCUGCUGAACGAGUUUCUACCAACCGAUCCAAACCCAAGAGUGGAACGAUGCAUUGAAUCGUUCGCUAUCGAACUGUUACACGAAGACUUCAAAAUCAAUAACUGUGGCAUGUACGAUGUUGACUACACGUUGAUGUUUUCGAUGAUCGCGACGAUAACUAGCUACCUUAUCAUGUUGGUACAGUUCCAGCUGGCCGAGAUUUGAGGCCGUUGCACCAUUCCCGCGGUUUCGGACAUGUUUCACCGACAAAAGCUUCGUGUGCGUUCUAUUAUUAUGUAGCCAAGUUCUUCUGUUCUGUUUAUUGCGCAGUUGCAAUUCACCAAUUGAGCUAUAAAUUGUGAUGAAAAUCAGAUCGUUAUUUCUAUUGAACGCUCUCGCGCGUAGCAUACCGUACAUAACUGCCAAUAAAACACGAUUUGUCUUACUAAUUGCUGAAGUUCCAACACCGUCGUUGUUCGGUGUAUGAAAACCGAAAAAUACACACACACAAACAUACAAAACAUAUUAUGCGACACACCUUGCUCGACACACCUGCAAUAAUGAUCGAUUAGUAUGCGUGUGCACAAUGUUUCCUAGUUUCCUUCCACUCACAUUCAACGGGGAAAUCCCAAAUCAGUCCAUUGAAGCUGACCCUACAUCUCACUUACUACAUUCAGCGUAACUGAAACGUCCGUCCUCCUAGGACUGUUUCUUCACCCUCUCGAUGUACUUCGUUUGCGUAAGCGCGCUGGAUCCUUCGGACGGGUCCAUCAUGCGCCUCCAGUCCGUGACGCCGACCACGAAUCCUAGCUGACGCAUCUUUUCCUGCGCUUUGCGCUCCUCGACAUCGGCCCAUCGUACGCGUUUCUUCUUCCCGCCGGACUUUGAGAAGCCGUCCUGGCAUUCGUCCUCCUGCUGCUCGUCGGCAUUCCCGUCGUCCAGCUGCAGAUAGUCCUCCAGUGUGGGUGGUCGCUUCAAGGGUUUGCUGGUACCAUCCAGCCUCGCUAAACAAAACAAAGAGCAAAACCAUUCAAAGCAAAACAAAAGCACACAUUAAUGAACUCGUUUACGCAAGGAACUAACGCAACCAAUGCUAAUAUUUCGAGGACAGGAAAAAAAACAA